Messenger RNA from Zootermopsis nevadensis, 2667 nucleotides. The record is from RefSeq and is a predicted model, not a curated record. Lineage: Eukaryota; Metazoa; Arthropoda; Insecta; Blattodea; Termopsidae.
AAUAUGUUGUUGGUUUGUAUCAUAGCAACAGCUAACUUGUGACAUAAACAAGUGUGCAAAGAGCAGGAAGAUCUUAGUUCAAAAACAAAUUGCAUCUGAAAGAUACUGCUUUUACAAAAGAUAUAUCACACAGUCAAGAAAUUUAUUUGAAAAAGAUGACCAGUGGAGAGUCUAGUUUUGAUAUAUCAUUUCCAGAGUUGUUUGAUCUUUCACCAGAGAAUGGAGAGGUCACCAGCAGAAUGUUGAGGUUAGUUCUGGAUGCUGUUUCUGAACACAUGCCUCUAGAUCUGAUUCAAUUAGAAGUUCCUGAAUCUGACUUGAUCUCUUUUACGGAUCACGUCUCUGAAGCACAUGAACAGGCUGGUCAACGAAGGAAAAAAUUGAAGACGAUAAGGGAAAGGAAUUUAAGGGCGAACCUUCCUCCCCAUUUUCCAAGAAGUCGAAGACGAGCCCAGCGUAGGGGCGAAUCAGACAGUGAGACAAGCAGCACAGAAUCAGAUUAUGAUGAGAGUUCUCCUUUAGUUGAUGAAGUAAUCCAGAGGAUUGACCUAAUAGAAGAAUCCAUAGGGAACUUAUGCGAGUUUACAUACAACCUUGUGCAUGAAUGUGAUGAAGAUAGUAAUCAGAUUAUGGCAGCAGAGGCACAGGUAGAAGCACUGAAGAUGAGGAAGGCAGAUAAAGAAGAAGUGAUAGAAGCUCUGGCUGAAAAGGUUGAUAGAGAAUUGUUGGAAGACAAGAUCUCACAUGAUGAAUUCUUCGGUGUUUAUUCUGGCCUAUCCAGAACUAUGCAGGAGAUACUUGAUGAGCUGUCACGUCAGGAGAAGGAACUUGAAGAGUCUCUUGCUGAAGCUUCGAAUUAUACUGAUGUCAUUUUGGGGAACUAUGCGGACAACCUAUUCAGUACUUUAGACGAGAGACUAAAUGCAGCAAUCAAACUGAAAAAGAAAUUGGAGGCUGCAAGCACCAGAGUACCAGAGUCUUGUAUCGAAUUGGAUAUGGAGGAUGAGAUACCCCGUAAUCCACAACAUGGAGUCAUGCUAUUCCCACUAAGCAAGGAAGAUAUGCUCCGUCAACUUCAAGAAAUAGAAGCUAGAUCGGAUCCCAAACGAAACCUCAUCGAAGUGUACCCAGAAGGUACAAGGUUUUUGCCGUUUACCAGUAUUGUUGACACAGACUACGACUCCAGAGUCAAAUUGUCACUGGCAGAUUUACACCCUGAAACAUUACUGUCUCCCACACCUGCGCGUGUAAGAGCAUCAGUAUCUCUUACAGUAGAAUCACCACCAACCUCUCCUCAAACAUACCCGAGGUCUCCUAAAUCGAUGGGAUCUCCUCACACACAUGGAAGUCCUCUUAAACAGAAGACAUCCACUCCAACACGCUUUCUUCACCACAAGGGAUCUAUUGAAAUGCAUGCAGACCCACCUAAACAGAAGGGAUCCAUUCCGACACGCAUUCCUAAACGUAUUGGAUCUGCUAAAAUUCAUCCAGACACUCCUAGACGGAAGGGACCUGCUCAGAGACGCAUUCCUAAACAGAUGGGUUCUGGUGAAAUUCUUGAAGCCACUCUUAAACAAAAGGGAUCCACUCCAUCACGGCUUCCUAAACAGAAGACAUCUCGGACACAAACUCAAAUUGGAAAGCAUCAUCCCAGUCACACGCAAACAAGAUUAAGCAGAAGGGCCCAAACACCAGAUCCGGCUCCUAAAGGGAAAAGGCCACCUGCAACGAUCUAACCGCCUCUAAACAGAACGGAUCAGUUUAAAAUGUUCGAGGCCUUCCUAAAAGGAAGGGAUGGGUUUAGUAUCAUCUAGCUUUUCUGAACAGAAGGCAACUGCUGCAUCACCACCUCCAGGCUUCCAUGAAUUAAAAACCUCAUAAAGUUGUAAAAUUUCAAGUUUCACUGUUGACAGUAUAAAGUUGACUGAUGUUGACUGGCGAUUUAGAGGUGCUUCCGGACUCCACUAUCGGGGCGAUGAGUAAGCUGCAUUGCGAUGAAUUUUUGUCAGAUGGAUGGACUGUGCAGGGAUGAUAGGGAUAAGCAAAUUGAGGGAAGGGGUGGACAAGUGGUGCCUUACUGGCCAAGAUAUCAUUCCUUUAAGGAGUGGAUAAGAUGCUUCUAAGACUGGCUUAGGUGGAGAACAUCCUUCUUGUUCAUGUUGUCUAGUUGUGUCUUGUUUUCAUUGGCCUCUGUGAUCAUAUACUGAUGUCCUGGCAUCCUGUCCACCAAAUCCCGAUACAUGGACCAGAUGACCAUGGAGGGCACUGAGAUUCAUGAACAUGGAAGAUAACCUCGGCCUGAGCUGGUUAUGGAAGACUCUCAUCCCUUCCGUGAAAUAUUGUAGGAAGCUCGUGCUUUUCUGCCCCCUUUGGCUAGGAUGGGGUGGCCCAGGUCCUUCAAUGGCUCCCUUGCUCUGUCUAUCCUCUGCCUUGAUCCAUUUGUCUGGCCUGGUCUUUCUUAUCUUCAAAUGCUUUUCCAUGUGCAGCUUACUCAUUGCCCCUGAUGAUGGUUGCAGUAAGCACCUCUGAAACAUGGGUGUGUUUCUAAGAGGGUUCAUACUGCAACAUCCCAGAAGACAUUCAUGUUCAUAUUUAAAUGGUGUUAAAUUUACAAAUGAAUGUUGUUGUAAGGCUUGUACUGAAAACAAUAAAAUAUUAGUCAUAUGA